Molecule: messenger RNA, 2060 nt
Organism: Anopheles aquasalis
Lineage: Eukaryota; Metazoa; Arthropoda; Insecta; Diptera; Culicidae
Product: phenoloxidase-activating factor 2-like
Biological process (GO): proteolysis
Molecular function (GO): serine-type endopeptidase activity
Source: RefSeq, a predicted model, not a curated record
UGUAUGUGUUCUCCACGACCCCAUACGGCAAUACCAUGCACGUACUAUUUGUAGGAAAUAUCCUCUGUAUGGCACGGUAUGACGAAGCCCACAAGCUAUGUUCUAGCAAGCCACUACAGUAUAACUGAUUAUCAGUAACUGGUGGUGUGUUACGUGGGGGGUUGCCUUGAUUAAUCCCUGUUCCAUUCGCAUCAGAAGAGUUUGUGCCAUUAUGGUGCGAGGUUGUUAUAAACGGUUGGCGUUGUUGGUGGUGCUCUGUAUCGUUGGUGUCUCAGCUCGCAGUACAGGCGAACCAUGGCCAUGCAUUGCGGAUGACGGUAGCGAUGGUUAUUGGCCUCCAGGAUGUUCACAUGCCGCGAUUGAGCCACGAUCUGGUGGAAGUGACGAGAAUUGUACCUGUAUCUCCAAAAGGUCCGCCAAGGCACCAAAAGCCCAAAUUCACUCGUCAUGUACUGCGGACGAUGGUAGCCGUGGUUUUUGGCCAACAGGGUGCCACCAUACGGCGAUAGUGCCCAAGUUUGGUUGUUCCUGUGUUAAGCUGGCAGAGUGCAGAAAUAAUUCCCACUAUUGUGUAUAUCAGGCAGAUUGUGCUGUUCCCACCUCCAAUUUGCGAAACGAUAACUGUCCAUUAAAGGAACUUAAAUGUUGUCCAAAGCCAUCCACCAGGGAAGAGAUAACACCGUACAUCGGUGAUUUGGCAAUGAUCUUUACUGAAGACACUGGCGACUAUAAAGGUGUAGCAGAUCCGCAACGGACGGUGAACAAGAAUCCAAGUGGCGCAGAGGCGAAUUCACCGGAGAGAGGUGUGACCCCUGGAACACCGGUGGAUCCUACUACAGACCCCGAAGAUAUAGAGGAGCCAGAAGCAUCGUCGACGGAUAGCGUAUUACCAGCUUCGAUAACCACCACUACCGAAGAUCCUUUUAAAGUGGCAUCACCAUCGCCGACGAAUAAUCAAACACCAGCUUCGAUAACCACCACUACCGAAAAUCCGGAGAAGAAACCAUUACCGCCGGUUAAUCCAACUGGGAAUGUGGUACCGGUAGUAGUCGAUACGACUCCUGCGAGUAACAUUACGGCAAGUGACAUUGCCCCGCUGAGUGAGAGUUUCGUUUUCACAGCCUGUGGUCAGAGAGUAAAGGAUGGAUUGGUACCGCAGAAAAUGCGAGAUCAACAAGACCGUGCUGAGUACGGUGAGAUACCGUGGAUGGCAGCCAUUUUUCAGAUGCCCACCAAUGAUAACGGCUCGGAAAACUCCCGCUACUGUUGCAACGGAGCAUUGAUCAGCCAACGUGCCGUGUUGACUACAGCACACUGUGUAAGCAUCUGUGGUGGAAACGUUAACAAAAUCAUGGUGCGACUUGGAGAGUGGGAUCUGAACGUAACGAUCGAAGUGAUUCCACCGAAGCAGGUACGAGUACGGAAAGCUCACAAACAUAAGGAUUUUGUUAUUCAUUCUCUGAUCAACAAUAUCGCUGUGUUGGAGCUGGCCAGCGAUGUGCAGUACGGACCAACCGUUCAACCCGUGUGCCUACCAGAGAAGGACUAUCCUUCCCUCAGCAGUCGAGAAAUCCUGAUCUUUACCGGUUGGGGUAAAACUGUUAUGAACACACCAUCGAGUAAUGGUCACAAUUUCCUUAAAAAGGUUAUACUGCGUAAUAAUGAACAAAGCAUCUGCAAGGAAGAGAUGAAAUCGUACGAUUCGUCGCAUCGUUUUGAACUUCACCCAAGUUUCGUGUGUGCUACCCAGGUGCAUGAGGAGCAACCGUGUCGGGGCGAUGCAGGAGCUCCUGUGGUAGUAGAAGUGCCUUAUUCGGAGAAUCGCUACUAUAUCCAUGGUUUAGUCUCGUGGGGUUACGAUUGCAGUCGGCCGGAUCGUCCGAACACAGCCUUAACUAAUGUACGAGGAUUUCGGGUGUGGAUUAAACAAACUCUUGCUAACAUAACCAAGGCAUCUAACUAAGCAGUAAAGUGAAGUGUAAAAUGAUAACAGAAUAGUGCUUCGAUUAUGAGCUUGUAAUAAACUAUUCGUUUGGUCGGCUAUUCGCUGACAGCGAAAG